This is a messenger RNA of Onychomys torridus (southern grasshopper mouse), 1592 nucleotides long. RefSeq names its product cell division cycle 26 (gene Cdc26). The record is from RefSeq and is a predicted model, not a curated record. Bases 372 to 629 code for a protein of 85 amino acids. The transcript is spliced from 5 exons. Gene Ontology annotation, biological process: regulation of mitotic cell cycle; anaphase-promoting complex-dependent catabolic process; protein K11-linked ubiquitination. NCBI's taxonomy places the organism in Eukaryota, Metazoa, Chordata, Mammalia, Rodentia, Cricetidae. Gene Ontology annotation, cellular component: anaphase-promoting complex.
UCUGGGAAGUGUAGUUGGGGCGGCGCAGCGAUGGCUUCAUGGUGGGAGUUGAGGUUCUGGGAAGCUGCAGAGGCCUGAAAAGAGGUUGCGAGUGAUUUUAAAUGUCUAUAUCUCGGCUCAGCAAACAUCUGAUUAGUGAAUGAUUUACCCAUAUAGGAUCUGGCUAGAUCUUGUGGAUAAUCCUGUGAAUUGACAGGAUUUCUUUGCUGGCCUCCAACGCCUAUGCUCAAGUGACCCCAAGCAGUUGGGACUGUAGUCACAUGCCACUGCCCUCAACUAAUUUCUUUUAGCUAGUGUAUUUCUUUGGAGGUUUUUGGAGCACGAGAUUAAGCCCAUAGCUCCCUGGGUCUGACUCUGCUGCUGAUUUCAAUAUGCUGCGACGAAAACCAACCCGUCUGGAGCUCAAGCUCGAUGACAUUGAAGAGUUUGAGAGCAUUAGGAAGGACCUGGAGACCCGUAAGAAACAGAAGGAAGAUGUAGAAGGUGUAGGAACCAGUGAUGGAGAAGGGGCUGCUGGGCUCAGCAGUGACCCCAAGAGCCGGGAACAAAUGAUAAAUGAUCGAAUCGGUUAUAAACCCCAACCCAAGCCCAACAACCGCACAUCUCAGUUUGGAAACUUUGAGUUUUAGAGAUGGAUUCUCUUGCAUGCCAGACCCCAGGAAUGGAAUAAAAUGAUGGCGGAAAUACAGAACAGAUUUAGAGAAUUAAGUGUGUACAACCAAGCAGAAUGUUUUCUGUCUCCUGCAGGGAGAAAUAAUGUCUGCGUGAAAUUACUGCUGUUCAACUUUCUGAUAAGCUAGGAGCCAAAUGCUGGCUGUUUCUGGAAAAUUGGACUGUGGAAAGCUUACCUGAUUUUUGUUUUUAAAAUUAAAUAUAUUUUUGGAAAAAAUGUGAGACAUCCUUAAAAGUAGUAGCAAUGAAGUCCCCAGCUCUGAGAGGUAAUCGCCAUCAGAGGUGAUGUCCUUGUCUUUACAAAAGGACCCCAAACCUGGACACUUGGAGUUGAUCCCCUGGACUUUCACUUCACUUGUUUAUUCAGUAUUUGGUGCCUGCUGACCAUCCUGCAAGCAAUAGAGAUCCCAGAUGAGUGUGCUCAUGGCUGUAACCCUGCACUUGGAAGGUUGGAGUUGGAGGCUAGUCUGGGCUACAGAAUAAAGUCUUGUCUCAAAAUGUAAAAAACAAAACAAAACAAAAAAACCCUAAAAGCAGACCAAACCAAGGCAAAGACCCCUACCCUCAUGGAGAUUGGAUUCUAAUGAACAAACUGUCCGAGUCAAAUCCACUUACAAAGGCUUUAUACAAUGAGGGAAACACGAGCAUUUCGAACAGGACAAGAGGUACUCUAAUUCUUCUUCCCUUGGGACUUGCCUGAAUUCCUGCAGCAGGAACCCAUGAACGCUGGACACCUUUGCCCCAUGCCCCAUUUUGCCAUACAAUUCAGGGACAGAACCACCAGUUGUGGAAGCCAGAACACCUGGAAUCAAGUUUCAAAGAGACUCCUUAGCUGGGUUUACCCAGGCUUCUGGAUAGUUUGUGAGUGAUGUAUACGCGAAGGUAGAGAUAAAGGGGAAUGUGUAGUUUCCUCUUCUUGC